AUGGCAGAAAUGAUGAUGGAACGGAUAUCUUAUGAAGUAUCUGUGGAUCCGGUAGAUGUUCGUUUGGCAAAUGUGGAUAUGCUGUUACAUGGUGAUAUAAAAGAAAUGGCCGAUACUUUAAAAACAAAUGCCGACUAUAUUAAAAGAAAAGCUGCUGUUGAAGAUUUUAAUAAAACAAACAGAUGGAAGAAACGUGGAUUGAGAGUUGCGAUGAUGAGUUAUUUUAUUCCACCGAUUGGUCAGCGUUUUGACGUCAACCUUUCAGUUUAUCAUACAGAUGGGACUGUUGUAAUAACUCACUCAGGUAUUGAAGUGGGACAAGGAAUAAAUACUAAAGCAAUUCAAAUAGCAGCACAUUUUUUGAAAAUACCAGUGACAAAAAUAAAAAUAAAAGGCAAUAACUCGAUAAUUGGUCCUAACGCAGAAGCUACUGGAGCAAGUGUCACUAGUCAAAAUGUCGGUAUUGGUGUUCAACAAUGUUGUGAAGAACUUUUGAGAAGACUGGCGCCGAUUAAACUCCUAAAACCUCUUGCUACCUGGGAAGAGUUGAUAAGAGCGGCAUUUGUAUUACAAGUAGAUUUACAAACUCAUGGAUUUGUUACUCUUCUAAAUGGUCAAUUAGUUUUCAAUUAUGGCGUUUGCUUUGCUGAAGUUGAACUGGAUAUACUGACUGGCGAAUCAGAAAUACUACGUGUAGAUUUGCUGGGAGAUGCUGGACAAAGUAUAAAUCCAGCCCUCGAUAUAGGCCAAAUUGAAGGUGCUUUUAUAAUGGGCUUGGGAUACUGGACAAUGGAACAACUUGUGCACAAUGUGGAAAAUGGAGAGGUGCUUACUGAUCGUACCUGGAGCUACCAUGUGCCUCAAUGUCGGGAUAUUCCUCAAGAUUUCAGAGUAUAUUUAAGGAAAAAUUCUUACUCUAGCAUUGUCAUUCUCGGUAGCAAAGCAAUUGCUGAACCUCCAAUAUGUCUAUCAAUUGUAGUGCCGUUUGCUCUUCGGCAAGCUGUUACAUCGGCAAGACUCGAUGCCGGCAUUCCCACCACGGAGUGGUUUCCAAUCGAUGGACCGUAUACUGUUGAUAAAAUGUGUUUGGCAGCCGCUACUAAAAUUGAAGAUUUUAAGUUAUACUGAAAUUGAAUUAUAAUUGUAUACUAGUUAGAUAGACGUUAUCCUGUCUUAAUUAUGUGUUCACAUGUAUUUUUAUCAAUAAUUUUAGUUUUUUUAUAUCCAGUUUUACAUUAUUCGCAGAACGCAUUCUGUCAAUUCUAAAUCAAAUGUCAUAAAGUUACAUUAAAAAAGUUUAUGUUAUCGAAAGCACUAAGAUUAGAUUAGAUUAUAAAUAAUUUUAUUAGGUGGUUAAACAUUCUUAAUUUUAAAAAUCUUCCACAUAAUUUUAUUAUUUUUUUCUUUCGUAAGAGAAAAUCCUGACUAUAACAAACCCUACAAAAGAGUAUUACCGAAAAAGGUCCAGCCGCUCACGUGUGAUGGUGUGACCAAUGGAAAAAGGGAUUCGUUAUCAUAUAUAAAGAUAAUAAAAUAAGUAAAAAUGUGCAAAGAGAAAGAACGUUAUUUUAAAAUUUUCUUAGAUUAUUUAGUAAUUUAAUAUUUUUGUUCUUUAAUUUUUUACAGUAAUUUACAUUAGAAUGAUAGUUUUCUAAGGCAUUUCUACAUUGUAUCUAUUGACUUCCCGAUAUUUCAUAAAUGUAUACUCAAUCAAUAAAAGGUAACGAUCCUGUAGAAAAUUUUCUUUCUUACUUAAUAUUUUUAACUUGUUUUUAAUGAAAGUAUUUUGAGUUACAUUCAAGAUAUUGAAAAAUAUUUUUAAACAUUUUAUGUUUUAUUUUACAUAACACAACGGCCAGAUAAUUAAACUGUAUAUUGAUGAUAUAUACAGCACUCUUAUUAUAAUUUAUAUUACGUCAUUUUAUUGUUAUUGAAUUUUUUGUUGUUCCUUUAAUUUAUAUGUUUAACAAAAGGUAUAAUAAAUUUUGUUAUAGCAAGUGUUUUCAUACAACCAACACAAUUUGUCGAUUUUUGUCAUAUCUGUUAUGUAUUUGCUAAAGGUAUUUACAAGAAUAUGGAAUUCAACUAAAAUGAUAAUUUUGUAAAUAAGCUAAGAAAUAUAACCAUUUUGUAAUAACUAAUGAUAUUUAUGAUUGCUACAAAAUUACAUUGGUGUUGUUUAAGACAAUCUUCUUUACGUCUUUUGAAUAUUACAUUCAUCAAUGUCUUACUAAUCUAUAAUUUUUAUAAAAUUAUAACUAUUAAUGGACUAUUGUAAAAGUAUACUUUGUUUAUUAUUUUCCUAACAUUUAUUGUCACUAGUAGCUAUAUAAUUUUUACAAUGAGUAUGGAGUAUAUGAAUCAUUAUCCAAUAAUGGUUAAAAUUGAAUUUAAAUUUGCAUGUUAACAGCUUUAUUAGUGGCAUUCAAUAAAUUUUAUAUUCAUAUUGCUAUUUAUUUUAAAGAAAUAUACUUAAAGAGCGGAGUC
This is a messenger RNA of Diatraea saccharalis (sugarcane borer), 2487 nucleotides long. NCBI's taxonomy places the organism in Eukaryota, Metazoa, Arthropoda, Insecta, Lepidoptera, Crambidae. The record is from the annotation of a GenBank genome assembly.